AUUCCUCGCCAGUUACCGCGGCACAGACUCACCCACAGACUCACCCAUCAUUCGGGCGGAGCCCCGGUAUAAAUUCCUGCUCUGCUUCUAGAACAGCUCUCGAGCGGGACACUAAGCACACUCUUUCAUCUCCAGCGGACUCUCUGCCUUUUAUCAGCACACCCAUAAUGCCGUCUGAUCUGGAGAAUGCGAUGGAGACGCUGAUCAAAGUGUUUCACCGCUAUGCAAGCACGGAUGGAUGUAGCACGUCAUUAAAUCGCAAAGAGCUCAAAAAGCUGAUGGAGACAGAGUUGUCCAGCUUUCUGAAGUCCCAGAAGGACCCUGCUGCUGUAGACAAGAUCAUGAAGGAUUUGGACGCUAACGGCGAUGGAGAGGUGAACUUUGAAGAGUUUGUGUCUCUUGUGGUGGGCCUGUCCAUCGCCUGCGAACAGAUCUACCAGAAGCAAGUGACAGGGGCUGGGAAAAAAAAAUAAAACCUGACUGUUCUGUCAUUUUGUUCAUUGGGAUUAAAUGCCACAAGCCUUAAUUUCAAGUCGUUACUACAGUCAUGCUGCAUUUAUGUAAAGGAGGGAGUGGUUUAUCAGUGUUGUGCUCAAUGUUAUUUUCAAAUUUUGAAGUAUUACCUAUAGACACCAAAGAAAUUAUCCGCAAAUCCUGUAAGUUCCACCACACAAAUAAACACUGUUUAUACAUAG
This is a messenger RNA of Puntigrus tetrazona (Sumatra barb), 695 nucleotides long. It is a transcript of the gene s100a10b, whose product is annotated as S100 calcium binding protein A10b. Gene Ontology annotation, molecular function: calcium ion binding. The transcript is spliced from 3 exons. Lineage: Eukaryota; Metazoa; Chordata; Actinopteri; Cypriniformes; Cyprinidae. Gene Ontology annotation, cellular component: cytoplasm. Bases 168 to 473 code for a protein of 101 amino acids. The record is from RefSeq and is a predicted model, not a curated record.